Messenger RNA from Gastrolobium bilobum, 2230 nucleotides. RefSeq names its product allene oxide synthase 1, chloroplastic-like. Gene Ontology annotation, cellular component: chloroplast thylakoid membrane; chloroplast envelope. Gene Ontology annotation, biological process: sterol metabolic process; jasmonic acid biosynthetic process. The transcript has a single exon. The record is from RefSeq and is a predicted model, not a curated record. Gene Ontology annotation, molecular function: oxidoreductase activity, acting on paired donors, with incorporation or reduction of molecular oxygen; monooxygenase activity; iron ion binding. The coding region runs from base 273 to 1853 and encodes 526 amino acids. Lineage: Eukaryota; Viridiplantae; Streptophyta; Magnoliopsida; Fabales; Fabaceae.
AUUCACGAUUUCAUAUUCCUAUAGUCUCUAUUUUUCGGGUCAAUAAAAGACUAUAAAAGACUCAGCUCUUGAAUGGUCAAGAGCCACACACCAUUCAAUUCUCUAUAAGUAGAAGGGCCCAUAACACUUGUUCCAGGCAUUGCAUCAUCACAAAACCCACCCACCACAACCUCCCACACGACCCCGUUUUUUAUUCUCUACAACAGAACCCACCGCUGAAAAAAUCUGCAUUAAAUCUUUCGCUUAAGAAUUUCGUCAAUUCUAAAAUCUAAAUGGCAUCCUCUACUGUUUCCACUCCUUUCCUUCAACUAGAAUUUCCAUCAACGAGAAAACGCUCAUCCUCAUCCUCGUCCUCGUCGCGUUCUUCAUUCUUUGUUCCUCAGAUCAAAGCCUCUGUCUCCGAGAAACCAUCCCUGUCGGUGUCGGUGACAGCACCGGAAUCAACCAAGCUUCCGAUCCGAAAAAUCCCCGGAGAUUGCGGGAUCCCACUUUUUGGUCCUUACAAGGACCGUCUCGAUUAUUUCUACAACCAAGGCCGUGACGAGUACUUCAAAUCCAGAAUCCAAAAGUAUCAGUCAACGGUUUUCCGCACCAACGUGCCACCUGGACCCUUCAUUGCCCCAAACCCAAACGUCGUCGUUUUACUUGACGGCAAAAGCUUCCCCAUCCUCUUCGACGUGACCAAGGUCGAAAAGAAAGAUGUCUUCACGGGAACCUUCAUGCCUUCCACCGAACUCACCGGCGGUUACAGAGUUCUCUCUUACCUCGACCCUUCCGAACCCAGACACGGUCAACUGAAGCGACUCAUGUUCUUCCUCCUCAAGUCACGUCGCGACAAGGUGAUCCCCGAGUUCCAUUCAUGCUACACCCAACUCUUCGAGAGCCUCGAGAACGACCUUGCUGAAAAAGGAAAAGCCAGUUUCGGAGACGCUAAUGAUCAAGCCGCGUUUAACUUCUUAGCUCGUUCUCUUUAUGGAACGAACCCCUGUGACACCAAGCUUGGACUCGAUGGUCCAAAGCUGGUUCAGAAAUGGGUGUUGUUUCAACUUGGUCCUAUUCUCAGGUUGGGUCUUCCAAAACUCAUUGAAGACUCCGUGAUCCACACGUUUCGCCUUCCUCCUUCACUCAUUAAGAAAGAUUACCAGAGGAUUUACGAUUUCUUCUACGAGUCUUCGGGGUUUGUGCUCGACGAAGCGGAGCGUUUGGGUAUUUCAAAAGAGGAAGCUUGCCACAACUUGGUUUUCGCCACGGGCUUCAAUUCGUUCGGAGGGAUGAAGAUUUUCUUCCCCAACGUUAUGAAAUGGAUCGGGCGAGCAGGGGUGAAGCUCCACACGCAGCUCGCGACUGAGAUAAGGUCCGCCGUGAGAUCCGCCGGCGGCGAGGUUACCAUGGCGGCGAUGGAGCAGAUGCCGCUGAUGAAAUCGGUGGUGUACGAGGCGUUCAGGAUUGAGCCUCCGGUUCCGUUGCAGUUCGGGAGAGCGAAGAGGGACAUGGUGAUCGAGAGUCACGAGCACGCGUUUCAGGUGAAGGAAGGUGAGAUGCUGUUUGGGUACCAACCGUUUGCGACGAAGGAUCCGAAGAUUUUCGAGAGAGCAGAAGAAUUUGUCGGGGACAGGUUCGUGGGUGAAGAAGGUGAGAAGCUGCUGAAACAUGUGCUGUGGUCAAAUGGACCUGAGACAGAGAAUCCAACGGUUGGGAACAAGCAAUGUGCUGGCAAGGACUUUGUUAUGUUGGUUUCAAGGCUUUUGCUUGUUGAGUUCUUUCUUCGUUAUGAUUCCUUUGAGAUUCAAGUGGGUUCUUCCCCCUUGGGUUCUUCCAUUACCCUUACCUCUCUAAAGAGAUCAACCUUUUAGUUUUUUUACUUUUUUUUUUUUUUUUUUUUGGGACCUGUUAAGAUAUGGUUGUUAAUUUAAUAAUUUUGGGGUUCAUCUUGUGGUUGGUAUCCAUAGUCUAGACUACAUUCAUGUUGAUAUGUGUAAUCUCGGAAAGUAGAGUUGGACACUUAGACUUUAAAUAUGAGUGGUCUAGUAAUAGCUUCUAGGUGGGUCAUCAUGCCUUCCACUAAAGUAGUGGAAGUUACUAGGAGUAUAGAUAGCAGAUGCAGGCAUUGAUAAUGUGCUCGAAUAAAUGAAGAAAGGUUGGGCACUGAUAUCUGUGAAUGGAACUUUGGACCAAUUAUAUUAUAUGGAUUUUUUUUUAUAUUAAAAAAUAAAACAUUGUAACAAUCUAU